Molecule: messenger RNA, 1440 nt
Organism: Calypte anna (Anna's hummingbird)
Lineage: Eukaryota; Metazoa; Chordata; Aves; Apodiformes; Trochilidae
Gene: TP53I3
Product: tumor protein p53 inducible protein 3
Exons: 7
Coding region: 235-1239 (334 amino acids)
Molecular function (GO): quinone reductase (NADPH) activity; NADPH binding; quinone binding
Source: RefSeq, a predicted model, not a curated record
GCUCCCCAGGCCGGGCUGGGUUUGUUCCUGGUGUGGCAAACGUGCUUCAUUCUUUACUGGAGAAAGCUCCCCAGACUGCUACAGAUUCAAAUUUUCCAGGUGGGAGGAGGCUUGACACGCAGCUCAUCUCAACAACUGCUGCCAGCAGCAAGGAACCGAGAACAGAAUCUGAGGAGUUACUUGGAAGACGCCUGGGACCCCCUACCACACACAGGAAUCACCUGCUGAGAGAAAAUGUUGGCAGCCUAUUUUGACUGCCCAGGAGGCCCAGAAAAUCUCUAUGUGAAAGAAGUGAUGAAACCACAUCCAGGAGAAGGCGAAGUUCUCGUGAAGGUCUCUGCCAGUGCCCUGAAUAGGGCUGAUUUACUCCAGAGGAGGGGGAAGUACCCUCCCCCUAAAGGAGCAAGUGAUAUUUUAGGCUUAGAAGCAGCUGGGAGAGUGGCUGGGCUGGGAGCUGGCUGCAAGGGCCAGUGGAAGCCAGGUGAUGCAGUGAUGGCUCUGCUCUCCGGAGGUGGCCAGGCAGAAUAUGUCACAGUCCCUGAAGGCCACCUGAUGCCAGUUCCCAAAAAUCUGACGCUGACUCAGGCUGCAGCCAUCCCUGAGGCCUGGUUAACAGCCUUCCAGCUGCUGCAUUCUGUAGCUAAAGUACAGAAGGGUGAGAGAGUGCUGAUCCAUGGGGGAGCCAGUGGGGUUGGCAUGGCAGCCAUCCAGCUGGUCAGGCUGACAGAAGCCAUUCCCGUGGUGACAGUGGGAACUCAGGAGAAACUGAAAGCAACAGCGAGCGCCGGAGCAGCCGCGGGGUUCAACUACAGGAGUGAAGAUUUCAGUGAAAAGGUCUUGGCUUUCACCCACGGUACUGGAGUAGAUGUUAUUUUGGAUUGUGUUGGAAGUUCCUACUGGGAGAAGAAUCUGAAGUGUCUGAGUACAGGUGGCCGGUGGAUUAUUUAUGGACUUCUGAGUGGAGGUGAAGUACACGGAGAUUUGCUUGGAAAGCUGCUCUCCAAAAGAGGGAGCAUCCAGACAAGUCUGCUACGGCCACGAGACAAGGAGUAUAAGGAACAGCUGGUGAAAGCCUUCACAGAAGAUGUGCUGCCCUAUUUUUCGGGAGGAGCCUCCCCUCAUCUCCAACCAGUUGUUGACAGCAUUUACCCUCUGCACCAGAUUGCACAGGCACACAAGUUCAUGGAAGAAAACAAGAAUAUUGGCAAAAUUGUCAUCGAAAUGCCCACUUCAUCUUAAAGAAAAGCCUCCUGCCGUAGUUGUUUCAGGGGCAGAAUCAAUAGAGGAGGGGGGGGUGACAAGCAGAAAAUCUGCUAUUUCUGCUUCCAAAUCCAGAAGGGUUUAUUGUGGGCGGGUGGCAAAAAAAAAGGGGGGGGAAGCCUUAGGGAUGUGUUUAAUAAAAAGAUACAAGUUGCAACUCGGGCAGCGUGUACUGAAGAG